CUGAGGCAAGAUAAUUACUUGAGCCCAAGUGUUUGAGGUUGCUGUAAGCUAUGACGCCAUGGCACUCUACUAAGGGCAUCAAAGUGAGACUGUCUCAAUUAAAACAAACAAACUAGGUUCUUCAAACAUCUACUUCCUCUAAAUUGCCUCACUACCCAGUGUAGCCUAGCACCACAAAGGACCUUCAGGAGCAACCCUAAGAGGCUAAUACCAACUUUUUCCUUUUCAAGAUCAUAGCAUGUAAAACCCUGCAUUGGAGAUGCAAGCUCAGUCACCAGUGGUCAUUGUGACUCAGCCUGGAUAUGGCCCUGUGCCCCAAAACUCCAACUGGCAGACAAGCAUGUGUGAUUGCUUCAGCAACUGUGGGGUCUGUUUCUGUGGCACAUUUUAUUUCCCAUGCCUUGGAUGCCAAAUUGUAGCUGACAUGAAUGAAUGCCGUCUGUGUGGAACAAGUGUCGCGAUGAGGACUCUCUACCACACCCGCUAUGGCAUCCCUGGAUCUAUUUGUGAUGACUAUUUAGUGACCGUUUGCUGCCCUCAUUGUUCUCUCUGCCAAAUCAAGAGAGAGAUUGACAGGAGAGCCAUGCGUACUUUCUAA
Molecule: messenger RNA, 598 nt
Organism: Nycticebus coucang (slow loris)
Lineage: Eukaryota; Metazoa; Chordata; Mammalia; Primates; Lorisidae
Product: placenta-specific gene 8 protein-like
Exons: 1
Coding region: 260-598 (112 amino acids)
Biological process (GO): positive regulation of transcription by RNA polymerase II
Source: RefSeq, a predicted model, not a curated record